GAUCCGGCGAUGCCAUGGCGGCCUCCGUGCUGCGUCUGGGCAUUCCUGGAAGACGCUGGGCUUUAGCGUGGAUUGACGGCGGUUCCCGCCACCGAAGUGGGACUCAGCCUGGGCCCACGUCCAACCGGGCUAGGGGACAGAGUUCAGUGGCUCAGCUUUCCCUCCGUACGGCUCAGAAGCCGAGGAAAGGUGAACACAAAUGGGCAGCUGUGGUAGGACUGGAAAUUCAUGCUCAGAUUUGCUCCAACUCUAAGCUCUUCUCUGGAGCGCAGGUGUGCUUUGCAGCACCCCCGAAUUCUUUGGUUUCUUUUUUUGAUGCAUCUCUGCCUGGAACUUUGCCGGUUCUCAACAGGAGGUGUGUGGAAGCCGCGGUGAUGACCGGCUUGGCACUGAACUGCCACAUCAACAGGAAGUCCCUGUUUGACAGGAAACACUACUUCUACGCAGACCUUCCUGCGGGUUACCAGAUCACCCAGCAGAGGCUCCCGAUUGCUACCAACGGACACUUGACAUACAACAUCUACAUAAGGAAGAAACAGAGUCAGGUGACCACCAAGACAGUGAGGAUCAAACAGAUCCAGCUGGAGCAGGACAGUGGCAAAAGCCUCCACGAUGACCUGAGGUCCCAGACUCUCAUUGAUUUGAAUCGAGCUGGAGUUGGCCUGCUCGAAGUGGUCCUGGAGCCUGACCUGUGCUGUGGGGAAGAGGCAGCUGUGGCUGUCAGGGAACUGCAGCUGAUCCUUCAAGCCCUGGGGACCAGCCAGGCGAACAUGGCAGAGGGUCAGCUGAGAGUAGACGCCAAUAUAUCCGUACAUCACCCCGGGGAACCUCUGGGUGUCCGGACAGAAGUGAAGAAUCUCAACAGCCUCAGAUUCUUGGCCAAAGCCAUAGACUAUGAAAUUCAGAGACAAAUCACUGAACUUGAGGAUGGAGGUGAAGUUCUAAAUGAAACUCGUUCCUUUGAUUAUAAGCUGGGGUGCACCGUGCCGAUGAGAGACAAAGAAGGCAAACAAGACUACAGGUUUAUGCCAGAGCCUAACCUGCCCCCCUUAGUGCUCUACGACGCCACAUCGCUGCCUUCAGAUGCAGACUCUCAGCAGGUGAUCAAUAUCGACCAGCUUCGGGACAUGCUCCCGGAGCUUCCCAGUGCAACCAGAGAGAGGCUUGUCCAGCAGUAUGGGAUGCUGCCAGAGCACAGCUUCACAUUGCUGAAUGAAGUUGGCCUCCUGGAGUUCUUCCAAAAUGUGAUAAAAGAAACUAGGGCAGAGCCAAAAAAGGUGACUAACUGGGUCCUGAACACUUUCCUGUACUAUUUAAAGCAACAGAAUCUUGCAGUCAGUGAGAGUCCUGUCACACCUGGUGCACUGGCCGAACUUCUGGACCUGCUGGACAGUAAAGCAAUUUCCUCAGCAGCAGCUAAACAGGUGUUUGAGGAGCUGUGGAAGGGCCAGGGGAAGACAGCAGCACAGAUCAUGUCAGAGCAACAGCUGGAGCUGAUGCAGGACCGCGAGGCCCUGGAACAGCUCUGCCAGGCCACCAUAGAUGGACACCCCCAAACGGUGAUGGAUGUGAAGAAAAGGAACCCCAAAGCUAUAAAUAAGCUGAUUGGGUUGGUCCGCAAAGCAAGUCUCAGCCGAGCAGACCCAGCGCUGAUAAAGGAGAUACUGGAGAAGAAGCUGUCAUUGUGAGAUGUGGUUCUGAAGUGACACAGCUCAUCUAAAAACGCCAUAAAAGAACCCUGAAAUGAAUAUGGGGACAAAAUCCUGUGGCCAGGGUUAACUCAAAGACAAGAGCAUCCACAUCAGCAAGCGGACUCCGCAGGGGAAUCACAGACACCGACUGGCCCUGCCUUCCUCUCCCUCGCCCACAGUGCUUUCCCCCUAAAGAACCUUACAGAAAAUCUCUUGAUGAAGCCCUCUGUAUCUAGGCAAUUAGCUGCCGAGAUAAUCUGUCCUCCCAAACAAGUAAUGGACUAGUAAAUGCCUGAAUGUAAGGAGAUUUACUGAGGCAGAAUUAUCCCAGAAGCUAUUCUGAGUCCUCCAAGAGCUUUUUGUGAAGCAUUAAGUUUAUGACGGUCAUUCCAAAAAAAAAAAAAAUAGAAAAAGAAAGAAACAGCCAAUUCCAUUCUCUUCAAAUGUCUCUUUCCCUGACAGACGUAAGGGUAGAGUACACACCCUUGACAAGUUGUUCCAAGCUCACACGGGUGUGUGAUGGAGAUUAGUGACUCACAGACUGGUAAAGGUUUAAAGCUGUUGUGGCUUCAGGAAAAGCCAACUGCAGAACCGACUUGAAGUUUACAGCAGACUGUACAUUAGGCUGUCCUGGGCCAGUGACUUGAAGUGGUGUGUGCCGUAAUAGCUGCCCUGCAUUUUAUAAAGAUGGCGGGUUUGACAGCCAUGUCUGCAAACACACAGCUGAACUAGACUACCCUUAAGUGAGAAUUGGAGCAUGGUCAUUUAACAUCAUGCUGUGACAUGCCCCACCACUCUGGCCAGACUUCCCUACUGAGAGCCACCUGGCAUACGCUAAUCCCAUAUGGGUAGCCACAUCACAACUUUAGACCUCUAAAUGGAGCUUGAAGCAAAUGCACGUGACAGCCGGGAUGCAGAUGCUCGCUGCCCAAACUGGAGCAACCCAAACCAUUCACAGCUCCCGUUUCUAGAUUCUGUUCACAGGCUGACAACACCCCGCCUCAGGACAUCUUGAUGGGCUGAAAACCAAGCACCACAUCUAACCCAAAUAAAGGCCACUGGCUCAGGACCUGUCCAUGUCACUGAGGACCGCGUCACACAACAGACAUCAACGCCACUCUCAGCAGGUCACAGCACCUUCCACAAUGAUACUAAACCAAACGGGGGCAACCCCACAGUGCCUCUGCCACAGAAAGGAAGCGUUAAGUAAUAAAACCACCUUUAAUUAAUUCUUCUUGCAACUGCACGUCAUAUCUGGGAGAUUGUAAUUCGUCCCAUGAAAAUGUGUUUUAAACUGAAACUACACUGGAUUUUCUUUGUUUGAAUUUUUACAUUUACCUGACGAUUUUCAAAAUCAGUUUUAACUAUCCCUGUGUGCUCGUGUAUUUUGAACCAUAAAUUCCUUCAGUGUAGACCUUAAAUCAGACUCUGAAUUAUAGAUCUAGGUUAAUGCUGUGAUGUUCCAGGAACCCUCUGCUCCCUGUCCCUGCUGUGGUCUGUCAGGCUAGACACGGUGACGCCAGUCCAGGGUCUGUUGCCCCUCAAGCAUGGCAGCUGAUGACACCUGUCACAGGGACAAGGACAUAGUCCCCGGACCAUAUUUUAAAGUCAGAUAGUUUUAAAAAUUCUCCCAAAAUGUAUUACCAAAAAAGAGAAUAAAAAGGUUCAGCUUGUGAACUUUGGGACUAAAAUAACCUACCUCACGGCUGCUCCUUCUCACAGAGAGAGGGCUCCUGUCAUCACCUGCCUGCCGAGAGCGGCGUUCACUCAAAUUGUCAUGACAUUUGCUCUUGGCAUGUCCAUGUCCACACCAUCCCUGGCUACUUAGCUCAGGUGCACGGGCUUUGAGGUUCUCAGUGCUCCAUUCCCAGCUCAGGUUUCUGACUUCCAUUUUGUCAGACUGAGCACAGUCCUCUUAGGGAAGUCUGUAAGGACUCAAACAGAUGGAGUUAGAGUUGUCAAGUGAGUUUGCUAUCAACAUCCUACACCAGGUAAUCUGAUUUCCUGCCCUUUCACCCGAUACUCAGGGCAGUCAUCUCUGCCCCGCCUUUUACCAUAAGUGUGCCUCAGUACCUCGGGGUGGUGAGGGGGAUGACACCCAAAGUCACUUUCCCACAGGCCCCUGCCACAGGGGGUGUAUAAUUAAUAAAUAAGUAGAAAAGGUAUAGAGUAUAGCUAAGUAGCAGCAGGCUUGCCUAGCAGUUUUAUUUUUUUAAGGAAUAAAAAGAAAUGUGGACAUGAAUACUGAUAUUUAAAGUCAUAAAACCACAAGGUUAAAGAACUCCCAUUUGUAGAUAUGGCUUCAGCAUUCAGUGGCAUGGCAAGCUCAAAUAACCAGACAAAGUGGUGUGUGAAGGGGUAGCAGUUCCUCUCACUAACAGAAGGGGUAACAGUUCCUCUGGGAGACCUGUGAGCACGCAUCAGAAGGGCAGGAGCAGGCCGGUUUGCUGUGCCUCCCACACGAUGGCCGCUGCACCAUUACUUGGCAAACCUCUCUUAAGUCAGCAAUGUUCCAUGGACGGGUAUCAGGCUCCUGUUUAGCCUGUGGCAUACUCACCCGGCCCAGGGCAGAUCUGCGCAUUCGUCCCAUGGGGCCUCCUUAAUCCGAAGCUGUAGGUCCCCAGCAGGCACCUAGCUUCACCAGCUCCCUGGGAUCUGUAUGCAUUUCCAUCCAUGCCUCCAGUUAGCAAAAUGAAAUAACUACCAGUGUUUCUACAGGUUUCAGUUAGUAGAAUUUUAUCUUUUGCAUUUCAAAUUCUGCCCUCCCCCCGCCCGCCAAGUUCUCUAUAGCUUCACAAGUUAACGUUUCUUUUCAUAAAACAAAUAAUAAGGGUUGGGUUUUUAGUGUAUGAUACCACACUGUUCACCUGAUCACAUGCCUGAGGUCCAGAGUUUGCAUAGGUACGCUUCAUUUUGUGCAAAUCG
Molecule: messenger RNA, 4616 nt
Organism: Microtus ochrogaster (prairie vole)
Lineage: Eukaryota; Metazoa; Chordata; Mammalia; Rodentia; Cricetidae
Gene: Gatb
Product: glutamyl-tRNA amidotransferase subunit B
Biological process (GO): glutaminyl-tRNAGln biosynthesis via transamidation; mitochondrial translation
Cellular component (GO): mitochondrion; glutamyl-tRNA(Gln) amidotransferase complex
Molecular function (GO): glutaminyl-tRNA synthase (glutamine-hydrolyzing) activity
Source: RefSeq, a predicted model, not a curated record